This is a messenger RNA of Tachysurus fulvidraco (yellow catfish), 1551 nucleotides long. RefSeq names its product succinate receptor 1-like. The transcript has 2 exons. The record is from RefSeq and is a predicted model, not a curated record. Gene Ontology annotation, biological process: G protein-coupled receptor signaling pathway. NCBI's taxonomy places the organism in Eukaryota, Metazoa, Chordata, Actinopteri, Siluriformes, Bagridae. The coding region runs from base 475 to 1449 and encodes 324 amino acids. Gene Ontology annotation, molecular function: G protein-coupled receptor activity. Gene Ontology annotation, cellular component: plasma membrane.
UUGGUUAAUGAAUGAGGAAAAUUGAUCAGAUAUACUGGAGUAGCUGACUCUUGAAUGGAUACCACAUUUUUAUGAUUAUGAUGAUGAUAAGUCUGAGAGCUGACAUAUUGUGAAUGUAUGUGCAAAAAAACAUGAUAUUUGAGGGAUAAUCGUGUUAUAAUAGUAAUGAUGGUGUUAAGUCUAGUUUCUCUUUUCAUUUAGUUGCCAACUAUGCUUUGUUUAGAGCUGCACCACUGGUACUGUGACAAAUAUGGAUGGUGAACCAUGAGUUAAAGAAACAUGUUAGUGGAUAUGACAACUAUCUCAACUUGUGGUUGAGGGUGUGGAGGAUGGUAUUAGAAAUAGACUUGUGUACUUUUAUACAUACACACAUUUGCUAUUAAUGUCUAUGCUUGGGGAUUUUAUGCACAACGUUUUCAGACAUGUAUGUGAGACCUUUCUGAAGAACACAAUAAACUUUUCCAAGGCUAGUGCAUGAAUUGUUCUCCCAAAGCCAAAAGACUAACCAGCAUAAUGGAAAACUGUUCCAGUGUCUUGAGUCCACUGUUGGAGAAAUAUUACCUCUCACCAAUGUACGGUCUGGAAUUUACCAUCGGCUUCAUCGGAAACCUAGUGGUGGUCCUAGGCUAUAUCUUUUGCCUCCCUGCUUGGAAGUCCACUAACGUGUACCUGUUUAACCUGUCUGUGUCUGACCUCGUCUUCCUGUGCACUUUACCUGAGCUGUCCUAUAACUACGCUCACAACCUGAAGAAAUUCAAUACUGCACUCUGCAUGAUAAAUCGUUAUAUCCUCCAUGUGAACCUGUACUCCAGCAUCCUUUUCAUGAUGUGGGUAAGUGUGGACCGGUUCUUACUGAUAUGUCACCCACAUCGACAACACAUCCUGUUGACUCUCAAGGCCUCGCUGUGCAUCACCAUCCUGAACUGGAUCUGGGUGACUGUUCAAAUCUCUCCUCUCAUCGUCUUCAUUAUCACAGACUUGGAGCAAAAUAACUGGACAGUGUGUCGUGAUUUUGCGAGUCUGGGAAAUCCCCAAGUUAUUCUGAUGUACAGCAUAAUUCUCACUAUAAGUGGAUAUGUGAUUCCCCUUAUAGGUUUGUUUCUGUCAUCACAAAAGAUGGUUUCUGUUCUCAUUAAAAGAGAGGAGAUGUGUGGGACAUCAUUCCAAAGGCCAGUAAGGGUUGUGAGGUCUGCAGCAAUCAUGUUCCUGGUGCUCUACACACCUCUCCAUGUCAUGAGGAUUGUCCGUAUUGUGUCUCGGCUUCCUGAAUUAAAUUUGUCACAGUGUGUUGUAGACUACAUCAACGGGGCUUACAUAGUGACACGGCCAAUUGGAUUUGCACAGAGUGCCAUCAACCCUGUGUUUUACUUCCUCAUGACAGACAGUUUUAAAGAAGCUCUGCAGGCCAAAUGGAGGCAGAUUAAAAGUAUGAUAAUGAAACAAGUCUGACCCAGACAAAGACAGCACUUAUUAUAAUUGCUUUGCUCUCCAAUACUGUGCUGUACAGAGUUUUUUGCUGACGUGCCAGUAGAGGGCGCUAUUAUUUCACUA